Molecule: messenger RNA, 3543 nt
Organism: Phlebotomus papatasi
Lineage: Eukaryota; Metazoa; Arthropoda; Insecta; Diptera; Psychodidae
Gene: wdp
Product: protein windpipe
Exons: 2
Coding region: 580-2697 (705 amino acids)
Molecular function (GO): protein binding
Source: RefSeq, a predicted model, not a curated record
GAUUAGCGAUCGCGAAUUACGUGGUUUAAUUGAGACUAAUCCCAGUUGGUUGGAUUUUCAUUCACAAAAAUCCAACAAGUGUCGAUCACGAUCGACGACUCGCGAUCGCGAUCGACUGUUGGUAUGCUUCUCGUGUCGGCGGGGACUGUUGUUUGUCGCAAUGAGUGGCCCAGAGUUGGAAAACCGAAUGGCUCGUCAGUUGGUGUGAAGCACUUGAACGGUGAAAUAGUGCCACAGAACAUUCACUCUUCUCAAAUAAAAUAUCUUCUUUCACAUUUCCUACUGUUUCUCCAACCUUUUUUUUUAUUCUUCGUCUUCAACCAUACCAAAGAAAUUUUUAGAAAAAAAGAACAGUUGAAAAAAACCGAGUAUUCAGAGAGAUUGAUAGAGGUUUGAGAGUCAGAGCGAAGAUAGAAUAAUAGUCGAAGAAAAGUGAGUGAUGAUUGGCCAGAAAAGGCAACUAAAUGGUGGUUAUUUGGACAAGUGACAACAUUUGGAUUAUUUAACUGCAAGACAUUUGCAAUUUCAACAAUACCUCACCAAGCACAAGACACACCGACCUGAUAAGAGUCUCCCAAGAUGCUGUUUCCUUCAGGACUGGCCACAUUCGGUGUCCUGCUCCUCUCGCUCGUCACACCUUCAUUCACCUCCCCAACAUGUCCCACAGGCUGCACUUGCAUCCUGUCCGGAGACUCUGCCGACAAAUACAGCCACAUGAGAUGCCAUAGUGCUGCCGGCAUUGCUGAAGUGGGCCCAAUUUCUGUCGAGACACUCGAUCUGUCCAAUGCCGGCAUCGUGCGACUCACAAAUCAACUGGAGAAUCUUCAGAAUCUGAGCUACUUGGACUUGUCCAACAAUCGCCUCUCAGAGGCCAGUAGACUCAAUAAACGCAUCCGAGUGCUCAAUUUGAGCCACAAUCGCAUCACUUCCGGGAAGCUCGGGAAGCUCCCGGUGCGUCUUCAAGUGCUCAAUCUCACUCACAAUGAGAUCACCCACUUGCCGCUGAUUCUGAUGAAACUGAAGGAUCUCAAGCAGAUUGAGCUUGCUGGGAAUCGCAUUAACUGCACAUGCGAGACGCUGCAAGUGAGAAAUUGGCUCCAGGAGCGCCAUGUGUGGACGGAUCAGCUGGUGAAAUGCCAUUCUCCGUUGCGGUUCAAAGGGCGUCCUUGGCUUCAAGUAAAGCAGGCGGAUGUCUGCGAGGAUGAUAGAGAGAAGAACAUCUGGGGAGAUUCUACAGAUGGAGACAAUGAGCUCAUGAUGGGAGAUGCCCCAGCUUUCAGCGGAGAUUACGAUGAAGAAGAGGAUAACAUCGAACACGACUACCUUCCAUAUGACCACAAGAAGCCUUCAGAUGAAGUAGAUGAAGAUGAAGAAACAGGAUCAGGUGAUGAUGUCCCUGUUAAAUCUGACACGACAGAACGGCAAGCAAAAGCCUUCGAUGGAAUGACUUUCGAAGGUUCAGGAUUUAGUGGCAGAUUGGCAGUUGAUCAGGCAUCAGAAUCUCCGGAAGAUGAAGACGAUGAAGAGUACGAUGAUGGUUCCGGAAGUGGAGCUAUUCUCCUGCCUCCGGUAAUUCCUGCUCAUGAUGGAAUUAUCGAUGUGGACAAUGCUUUUGAACCACCAAGCGAAGAUGAUGAUCACGCCCCUCCAAUCCCAGAACCCGAUGAGGAAGUCACAAGGCCUUCAAUUCCAGACCUAGGUAUCUUUGCUGGGCACGAUUUCCCCAAAGAAGACGAAGUAACUCCUGCUAAUGAAGUCGUGCCAGCAGUUGUGAGGAUGCCGGAAGUCUCAGCUGUUCCGGCGGAAGAAGGAUCAAAAGACGCGUCAGAUAAGGAGGAUAUAGUCGAUAGCGCAAAGGCUGGCGCUGAAGUGUCCCAAGAUAUCCGGAUUGCUGAAGAUACUCCUGAGAAGGCUGAAGAAAACAGAGCUACGGUUAUCCUUUUGGUUGUAGUAGGAGUAGCUCUUGUUGGCCUAGUGGCAUUUAUUAUAACCAAGAGAAGGAAACGCAGCCGAAGGAAUCGAGCUGAUGCUGAAAAUCCGCGUGGAGAAGAGCUGCUAGAUAUGGACAAAAAGCUCCUGGGGAAACCUGUCCAAAAAAAUGGAAAUCCCGAGAGCGCACCUUUGAUGCCAAACAGAGAUAAGUCUGAUUACGCAAGGCCAGUGAAUGGGGACAAGGUGGACACAGCAGCACCAAUUUCCAACUACGAAAGACCUCCUUCACCCAAAAAGGUUGAAGAGCCUGUGCAGAAGAGAGAAAAUGCUCCUAUGGCUCAAGAACCUUCAGCUCCUCCGGCGGAGGAGGAGAAAAAUCCCAGAAGGAGCCUGUACGACAAUGAUGGAAGUGCUCCGGGAUUGAAUAACAACGAACCAGCUGCCAGAGAUCACAAUGAACUUCCUGGGUCGGAAGCACCGCUGACAAAUGGCUUGGAUCACACGCCAACACAUUUGCAAAAUGGGGAACCGGCUGAAGGACAGCCACAGGGGUCAGAACCCGAAGAGAACAAAUACGUGCCUAAGAGCCCAGCUCUAGCUAGGUACAGUCCGGUAUAUUCGCCGGAAACGGGAAGGGUUAAGAUAAAACUGACAGAAACACCGAAGCCCAAAACUCCCCUCCUCGUCACACGAAGUCGAUCGAAUGCCGGCGAAAUUAUCACGACGCCCUACACGAGCCCUAUUCGAGGUCAGCAACCGACCUAACCUCAAUUUUCAGGGUGCGAGCAUGUUUUUUUGAUAGUCUUCAGUGUCCAAUGUGAGAGUUCGGCAGGAUGGGGCAGUUCGUUCAAAUUGAACGAAUCCUCCAGGCUCCUAACCCAAGUUUCCGUGUUCAAAUUUGAAGACCUCCUUUUGUGAGUGAGUGCCAAAAUGAAUUCCCACUUUCAAGACGCGAAUUAAAGUUAAAAGAAACUGAAAGAGUGAUAUUUAGGUAAAUAGACGCAUCAUUUUCUACACUGUUCAUUGUCAAAAUCAAAAACUGGAAAAUCAUGGUGAAAUUUAGGGAAUUGCGACGUUAUAGCGACGCUACAUCUAUGUUUCGGACCACACGAAAACACGGGAGUUUUUUUUUAAAUUAGGAAAGAAAAAUAAUCUAGAAUAUACACUUGUCGGCAUUGAAAAACUUUUACUUAGUCUUAUGUAAAUUUAAUGAAAAAAAAAUGUUUAGAAUUAUAUACAAUUUUUAGGAAUGAUCAAGUCAUUUUCUUGUAUAAUCUUAGGAUGAUAGAAAGGAGAAAAGCACACCAACUUUGUAAAUAAAUCCUUCUCUCCUCCCCCCCCCCCCCCCCCCCCCCAAAUGUGUGUUAAUAAAUCUUCAGCUAAAAAGAAAAGUGUAAUUAAUUCACAAAAAAAUGCUAAAAUAAUAUUCUUCUAGUGGUGUAGAGUGCUUGAGAUGGAAGAGACAGGAGAAAACAAUUCAAUAAAAAAAUUUAAUAUCAUUUCAGCACGAUAAAAUGGUAAUAUACAUUUUAUUUCUGUUAAUUUAUUGUGAUUAUUCUUCAAAUUGUAUACAACUAUUUAAAAUAAUAAAAUAUCUUACGAAAUUCACAA